Saprolegnia diclina VS20 is the source of this 1724-nucleotide messenger RNA. RefSeq lists its product as hypothetical. Gene Ontology annotation, molecular function: monoatomic ion channel activity. The record is from RefSeq and is a predicted model, not a curated record. Lineage: Eukaryota; Oomycota; Saprolegniomycetes; Saprolegniales; Saprolegniaceae. Gene Ontology annotation, cellular component: membrane. Gene Ontology annotation, biological process: calcium ion import across plasma membrane. The transcript is spliced from 3 exons. Bases 432 to 1676 code for a protein of 414 amino acids.
GACAGAUCACCUUGGUCGAACGACUGCACACGUCGCCAUGCCGCCAUCGCCCGCAAAGGCCUUUGACCUACACCUCUUCAGCGCUGCGCUCAAGGCCGGUAAGCUCGAGAAGGCCAAGGCGGAGCUGACCAAGUGCAUUGGGCACGAAGCCGAGAUCCGGCAAGUGUACGGCGAGACGCAGCUUCGAUCGACGCCGCUCUACCGUAUCCUCGAGGGCCCGCUCACCGGAAGUCGCGAGGAGGCCAAGGCCCUUCUCGAGCACGCAGUCAUGCGCACUGUGAUUCAAAUGAAGUGGGAGGCGUUUGGCAUGCGCAUGUAUCUCGAGCAGCUCCUCAUGUACGGUGUGCUCUUGCUCUCGAUGACGCUCUCCGUGGCGACGAGCUACGCGCGACGCCCAACCGAUCCGUUUCCCGUCAAUAUGGGCCGUCGCGAUGUUAUCACUGCUGCUGAGUCUUCUCGCGUGCCGCUUCUUUACGUAUCGUCGCAAGGAGCUCUGGUGUUUUGUCACGACCAGCGUCUGCGCCGUCGUUGCCGGCGGCCUCUACGCCAACACCGCGGCGGUCGAAGCGGUCGCGGAUUAUGCGGCCUUUGUCUCUUGCAACCAUGUGACGCUGCUUCUCUCGGGCGCGUACUUCUUGCUCUUUGAGCUCGCCGAGCUCUUUGGGGAGGUACCGGCCGAGUCACGCGUGGUGCACGUCGCCAGUUGGCCGCUUUGGCUUCAGCAUGGCGCCUACUGGGCGUGCGUAGCUCCUUUUGACGUACUGAGUCAGUUUGCAUUGAUGCUCCUCGGACGCAGCGAAGCAACGUACUACAGCUCGUUCUUUAAUGCGCUGCAGAUGCCCACGUUCUUUGUCGUCACGGGCUAUGCGAUCGGCCAGCUCGUCGCGACGCCCGAUGCUGGCAACGUCCCUCAGCUUGUGCUUGGAACGGUCUUGACCUUUCUUCUCUGGGCCCUCAGCGUCCAGUACCUCGAGGUCCACGGCACGGCUGGGUUUUUGAUUCCGAUGAUGCGCGCAAUGCUUCUCGACGUAUCUCGUUUUCUCGCAUUUUACCUUCCGUUUCAAUUCGCCUUUGGCUUUGCCUACUACCUCCUCUUCCAGAGCAUGACCGAGAUCUCGGCGUACGACUCGCUCCCCAAGAGCUUUCUGCAAACGUUCCUGGUGCUACUGCAACAGUUUGAUGCGUCGAACUUUGCGAAGCUGCCAACGACGAGCGCGGUCCUGCUUGGCUACACGCUCUUGCUCACCCACGCGACGCUCGUGAUGGUCAUGCUUCUCAACGUCCUCAUCGCCAUGAUGACAAAAAGCGUCGAGGCUCGCAUGGAGAAGGCCAAGCGAGAGGCCCUCGUGAGCUUCGCCGCGUGCGUCUUGCGCAGUGAGAAGACGCAAGGGCUUUUACCACUGCCAGUGCGCGCCGACAUCGAGCUGCAGGAGGUCGCACCGCUCAUCGAGUCGAGCCGCGGCCUCUACAUGGGCGACGACGACGACGACGACGACGUGGAUUUGGACCAUGGCCAAAGCCUCGUCUUUGGCGCUGCCGAAGAGAGCCGCCUCGGGUUUCGACCGGACGAGCUCUCGUCCGACGAGCGGCUCGCGAUGCUCACGGACCAGGUCGCGCGCCUCGAGGCCACAGUUGCAUCGUUAGUCCAGCUGCUUGGCGCCAAGAGCGCCAUGUAAUUGUGGUUAGUAGUAGCACAUCUUCUCGAAUGCGUAGCUGUUUUUGCG